This is a messenger RNA of Leishmania mexicana MHOM/GT/2001/U1103, 8751 nucleotides long. RefSeq lists its product as hypothetical. Lineage: Eukaryota; Euglenozoa; Kinetoplastea; Trypanosomatida; Trypanosomatidae. Bases 1 to 8751 code for a protein of 2916 amino acids. The transcript has a single exon. The record is from RefSeq and is a predicted model, not a curated record.
AUGUCACGCAGCAGUAGCGGCGCUGCUCUGUACGCCAUGGGCAGCGGCAAUGAGCCGCCACAUGCACCGGUCACCACAACCGAGGCAGCAACUCAGGUGACGGUCGGCGCGCAUCCCAGCUCCGCCGCGUCUCCGCCGCACCCACUUCACUACCGCCACAACGCGGCAUCUCGGGAACUGCUGCUUCAGUCCAUCAGCGACAUUGGUAAGCUCAUCGCACUGGCGUUGCUGCCUGUCACGCAGCAGGUCGGUCGUCGUGUGGCAAACCUGGUGCGCGCGCUUGCUUUUCAGCCCUCGCCGACACCGUCUGUGCAACCUUCUCCGUUAGGCGUGCAGCUGCCAGCGCGAACUGCCUUACCGCCCCCCAUCUGGACGACAAGCGCAUCGGUGGUGCCCUCCAGUGCGCCGCAGUCCCAUAGCACCGCCCCACGGAACACGGAUCUCUCCAGCGGACUCUUGGAUGCCAACUACGGCGGCGGUGCGAUGCCGUCCGCCGCAGCCACAGCAACUGUUUCCGCUGCCGGGCCCGUGCAUCUUGUGCACGACGAUCCGGUCCUUGUCCGUCUUCUCCAGAUGGCUGCGUCGGCCGCGUCGAGAUGCCCCCUCGGCAGCAGCGCGCUCGAAGAGCUAUACGGUGUACUCUUACUCUUCUACAGCGGCGUCGCGCCGCAGUCCAUGCUGGAGGCGACGUGCGAGGCGACGCUGACACACCACAUCCAUACCGUGCUGGCCGGGCUGCAUGACAGCGGGGCAGGCGAUGACGGCGUUGUCUCAGCCAGCGCGCACGCAAGCGACGACGGCCUAGCGCAUCGCAACAGCUCGUCCGUAACGCUGACGGCAUCCACGUUCGCGGCCCAGCUGCAGGGCGUCGCCUUCAUCAAGGACAUCUGCCGCCUCAUGGUCGGGGCACGCACGCGGUGGCUGCAUCUCAGUCCUUAUAGCACCAGCGCCCCCGCUCCCGGUGGCGCGGCAGGUGGUGAAGGCGCGACCGCGGUCGGUGGCAGCAAUCACAACAAGCGAGGUGUGGCGGCACCUCACAUAGGUAGCACACCAUCCUCUAUGGCCGGCAUCACCGCCAGCGUCGCGGCUGCCGCAGCGGAUGCUAGUCGGCAACGGGGUCAAGAGCAGCAGCAGCAGCAGCACUCGUUGAGCACGUCGCUGGUGUCGAAGUCGAUGCUCGGAUCACUGUCCGCCUUGUCAUCUGGCACCCAGAAUGAGCUGGAUGCACAAUCCGCAGCAGCCGCAGCGGGGGCUGUAUCAGGCGCCGGCGGUCCUGGUGGUGCAACAGAGCUUUCCUCGUUAUCUUCCUUGGCGGUGACUGUGCCGGCGUGCGCCGCGAUGGACGCGAUGCCGGAGCGACUGCGACUCUUUCUCAUGCGCGCCGUGACGCUGUUCUUCAAGGAGCAUGCCAAGGCUCUGGCGGCCCCAACGGUGGCGACGCCCGCUGCUGGUGGAGGAGCCUGCACCGAUGAAAGUGCGAGCCGAAGCUCAGCUGUUACAUCAGCCGCCGCGGUAUCCAUGCACAGCCCGCUGUACGCGCAGUGCCUCAACGACUGCUUCUUCUCUGUCGCGCUGUGGGGUCUGCAUGAGAUGGGCAUCGCGGUGUCCAUGCAGCCGCCGCCGGCCUUGUUCGUCGAGGUGCAAGAGCAGCAGCAGCAGCAGCGCGAUGGGGCCUGUAGCGCGCCACCUUGCUCGCUGGAGAUAUUCAUGUGCACACAGCAACUCGUACUCGUUUCCAUCAGCACGCACCUUCACAGCAUGACGAACUCGACCCAGGUGCUUCUCGAGGCGCAUGAGCAGCUGCUACAGCGGCUCUGCAGGCGCCGCAAGCCUUGUGCGACGUCGUCGUCGCAGCGGCUCAGCAGCAGCGGCGAGCUGUCAGGAGGCUCGCCGAUGAGCAGCGACGAUGCCGAGCGACUGUCACAGGCGGCGACGGUCGUGCUGUCCCUCUGGCGCAAGACCCUUACGAGUGCGACUCUGUUGUGGGAACUGCUGCAGCUGCGGCCCAUGGGGAGCGGCCACCGCGAUGACCACAGCGCUGACGAAGUGGCAGCAGAAAUGUCGGUGGAGACCGAAGCAUAUCGUAGCAGCGGCUGGUACUCGAGUGAAGCGUGGCAGGCCAGUCCAGACGUGAAGCGCAACGGCUACCAAAGUGACAGCGGCGGCACCGCGGUGGCCUCGCAGCGAUGGUCGCAGUCACCGCACAGCAGCUCUCUGUAUCAGCAGGGGCCUUUGCUCACGCUCCCACACUCGCGCGACUAUCUCACGGGCAGCCAAACCGCGCUUGACGGCAGAACUGGCAGCGAGGAGGAUCGCGCCAGCACACCGCCCGCUCCGGGACUUGGGAACGCCGCGGCGGUCGGUGAGGAGGGUGGCACUGGCGUGGACGCCACUACUGUGCCGUUGCUGGUCCGCGUCGUGUUGUCCUUACUGGCACUGGUGGUGUCCCACAUGCAGCUCCAUGCCAACAACAUCAUGCAGGUGAGCGCGGACGACAAGACUACCGAUGACAGGCGCGGAGGCGGUGACGGCGAGGAGGCGGAGGGCGCGGCGUUUACAGAACCGCUUCUACGGCCCAGCACUCGCCCACGCUUCCCGUCCUCCGGUGACUCCGGGGAUGACAUCGCGGGCGAGGAAUCUCUGAAGCGCCUACCCCCGCACAUCGAGCCGGCACCAAUACCGCUCUGCGUGUGUGCAGCAAAUCCAUCCAUAGUGUACCAGUGCUUCACGGAAGCGCUCAACGGUCUCACCGCCUUUGGCCAGCUCUUCUCGCAGCUGGUUGACACGCAGCUGAUGCCGUCGGUGGCCGCGGCAGACAAGGAACAGGUGCUGUGCCGGUGUCGUGAGUGCUUCCUGGUGCUGCACCCGCAUCUUCUCUACUGCGAGCAGCUCUGCCUGCGCCAUCUCCGCUACGAGGAGGACGUGCUGCCGGUCGUGUUGAAAGCCAUUGGUUACUGGGUACAGGUCAGCUGCGUCCUGCAGCUGGCUGAGCAGCGUGACGCCUACUUGACAGCGCUCGUGGACGUGCUGCGGACACAGGACCCGGUGGAUGGUCACCUGGUCGCCCUGGCCCCGCCCACCGCCUUGGGCAUGUCGGACACCGCCUCUCCGACGACGACGAUGCUGCUGGAGGCGCUUCUCACGCUGAACAGCGCGUGUGCGGCAGCGGAGCCGAUCGUGCCGGGAUCCGUCGCCGCCGCGGCGCUCAGCCCCAGCGACGAUCGCGACGCUGCGUCGCCGGGCAGUGGGGGUGGCGCGACGGGGAUUCGACAGUAUGCCCUCACCAUGUCCAGCUGGGGCGCUGAAUGGCUGCGGCGUCGUGGUCUCACGACCUCCUCCUCGGCCCGCGGCAGCAGGGUGUCACCAGCACGUGCAGGCAGGGGCGGAAGCGGGAGCUGGACCGUGUCCCCCUCCCAGUCGCAGAUGAGCGCCACCCCUGCAGGCGAGCGAGGCGGUGCCAGCACACGGCCGCCGUUAGCUGCACCCCCGCGCAUCGGCACGCCGACUCCUAUAGCGGCAGCGUCACGUAGCAAGCAGCAGCAGCAGCAGCAGCCCGCGUCGGCGUCGUGGGCGAUGCUGUCAGUACUCACAUCGCACGGCUGGCGCUCACCAGCCGUGCAGCACGCCGUCAUCCUUGGCGUGUGUCGCCUGCAGCACAAGCUCUUUAUCAUGAAAACGCUUCACGUCAUCGCCAAUACCCUCGGGGCACGGCUGAAGAGCGGGUGGGCCUUGGUCGCGCACGGCCUCGCUGUGACGGAGCCUCUGCUGUACAUGCUCAAGCGGCUGGUGUCGUGGAUCGAGGAGUCCGCCGAGGAGCAGGAGCAGCAAGAGCAGCUACUCAGUGACGCCCUGCACCUGCGUGACGCGCUGCGCUCCCUCUGCGUCCAGAACACCUGCCAGCUACCCUAUUCCCAGUUUAAGCUCUUCUUCACCGAGCUCGUGAACGCAACGGUGGACUUAGGGGCAGCAGCGCCGUCGCAACAACAGGACGGAGCGGGACUAGCCUCCAACCACUGGGACUGCGGGGAUCUGCACGCCGCCGCUUCCGACCGGCUACCUCGCCACCACCCACAGGGCUGCGGCGGACAGUGGGUGCUCACGUCAGAGUGCCUGAGCGUGUCACUAGUAGCCAUGCUGCCCUUCAUAGACCUGCGGUACACUGACGCGACGGAUGGCGUAGCAACUGGCAAAGUAGGGGACGGCAGCGGUGGGGGCGAUCGGCCCGGUGUUCAAGCGGUGCAGCUGCAGCACCAGCGCACCGGUGCUCUUGCUCGGGCGCUGUAUCUGUGGGAGCUGGAGACGAAUGUCUGCCGCUACGUAACGGACCACCAGCACGUGGAGGAAUGGGGAAGGACACUGCUGACAACGACGAGGGCCCACAAGCGGGCACUGCUGGCGACCACGGCAUCGAGCUCCGUCGAACCAGCCGCCAUUGACCCAGACACGUCACUGGGGAGUGGGAGCCUCUCGCAGGAAGACACCCGCACGAUGGAGCUGGUGCUCUCCACCGUCGUCGGCCACGUUUCCACGGUAGCCGUGCAGAUGUGCCGCUCAUCAUCGCGGCGUCGGGUUGCGGCGGUGACGAGUGCCGGAGGUGAAGGCGGCAGCCCGUUGAAUGGCACUGGCAGCGCAGCGCCGGCCCCCUCGUACCAAGCCGUGCAGAGCGCCGCCCUCAUGAUCGCCUCUGGCCCCUUCGCCGCUGUGCCUCUCACGCAAGUUGUGAACGCCCUCUUCGCCCCCAGCGCCGCCUCUGGGUCUUCUCUGGGUGCGAGUGGCGCGAAGGACACCCUCGCUGGAGUCGGCAGCCGCUGUCGGCUGCCUCUCUUGCCGUUUGUGCAGACCGAUGCCGCGCAAACCACCGCACAGCUGCUCGCUGCCGUGCAUUGGUCCUCGCAGGCGAUCGCCAUUCACACCUCCGCCGACGACAGCAGCAGUAGUGUCGCCACCGCUCCGUCGGUGACCGCGGCUGUCCGCCUCGACCCGCGAGAGCAACUCCUGGCGAGCCCCUUUUUCCUACUCGACCGCGUCUAUGACGCGUGGCAGCUGUCGUGUACUGGCUCGCCGAGCAAAGGCGGUGAACAAGGCAGACGAUCCACAGCGGCCAACGCGGCGGGACAGCAUGAGCUGGAGGGUCGCAUGUCGCCAGCCCCACUUGAGGCGAACGAGGCUCGGGAUCUGCCGCAGAGGGGGGAGAGGUCCGCUAACUCGAAAGCGGCAGAGGCGUCUGCGGCGUUCUCUGUCGUCGCCGGCGCAGUCCCGCAGCUGCUGACCAACGCUGCCGCCGCCGUGCUGAUGGACGUUGUGAAGAUUGUGCAGUCCUAUGGCGAAGAAAUCGACGGCGCCGCCUGGGAAGCUAUCUUGUCCUUGUUGCAGCGAACCGCCAUGGCGACCAAGGAGCACGCCUGUCAGAGCGUUGACAGCAUCGGAGGCCGCAGCGCUAGCAGCACCAGCCCCCUCAGUAAGCCGGACAUCAUGGCACCGACCAGCAGCACCCCCGGUGCCGCCGCGUCGAGCAACCAAGCCAUCGAGUCGCUCAACACCGCUUUUCGCGCGCUGGAGAGCAUUCAGCACAACCACAUUCCGCGCCUGAAUGCGGACGGCCUGCACCGUCUCAUCAUGUGUGUCGGCACCUUCACAGUCCACCGCGUCGACGGAGGGGCUGCCGGUGAGCGCAAGCUGUACACGAACCUCAGCGCCGUGCAGCUGCUGUGGUCUAUCGCGGACUACCUUGCUGCCGUUGACAGCGAGGCAAUCGACGAGAUCGAGCGCGGGGGCGCCGACAAACAUGCCAACGGAGGUAGCAGCGGCACCGUGAAAGUCACGACCGCCGGGUAUGCCGGUGCGGCUGCUGGAGGAAGGCCAGGAUCACCGGCGCGAUGUUCCGAUGGUGCUGUGGUCGCACAGCAGCAGCAGCUAGACCGCCUCUGGUGCUCGCUCCUCUGGCAGCUACGCAACGGCUGCCUCGAUGAUCGACAGGAGGUGCGCCAGUCCGCGCUGCAGACGCUCUUCGCACUCGUGCAGACGUACGGCUGGCGCUUCUCCCCGGCGUGUUGGCGAUGUGUACUACAGGAUGUGUUGUUGCCGCUCAUGGAAAUCGUUGCAGUGGCGACAGGGCUGUGCGCGACCCCUCCGCCAUCGUCGCCUGUACGGGGAGAAGACGGCGCAACGGCCGUGACCGGUGCGGCGGAGGAGAGAGGGGCGCAAGACACGACAAGGCAGCGGCUGCUCCGCGGCUUCAUGGAUAAUCCGCCUCAGCUAGAGGAGGUGCGAGUCUCCUUGUUCGAUGCGGGGAGCCGCCUGUUCGUCACGCACUACGCACACAUGCAGGCGGCCGCCUCCGCGCUGUCGGCGCGAUCGCCGCGUCCUCGGCUGCCCGUCACUGGGGAAGACAAGGACGAUGUCACGGAGGUGCUGGAGCGCUUUCUGGGAUUGUGCGGCGACGUUUGCGUGGUGCUGCGGGGCACAUCCGGCGAACACGCCGCUGUGGCUGCCGUGCACGCUCUCCACGGGCUGCUCGUCGAGAUGCCAGGGAAAGGGCUGCACGCGCGCGGGGUACACCUCGCCUGGAGUGCUCUUGAGCGUCUGAUCCUGCACGGCGGCGGCGGCGAUGACUGCGCUGAGGAACCACUUGCGGAUCUGAGAGAAGGCACAGCGCCAGAACUCGACGCCCAAAGAAGGGCCAAACAGUGCACCAACGCGGUAGUGGCGGCUACGGUAGCCGCGAUCUGCGACAGCUUCCGCCUCCAGCGCCUCGCGGCGGCGGCGGUGUCGGAUGCCGCGGUCGACUCCGUCACCGCCACGUCACCAAGCGCCGUGGAGAGCAGUCACAAGGCGACGGGUUUCAGCUCGUACUUCAGCGGCUGGGGCGGCAGCGGCGGCGGCAUAGCCGCCACAGUCGCAGGGUCAACGCCUCGUGCAGAGCUGCGGCACAGCGACCCCUCCUCUCCUGCCCCGUACUUUACUCGUCUUGUCUUUCUCUUGCAGGCUGUCACCCGCUGCCCGGCUGUUGUGAAGUCGUACUACUUCCCAAGCAAGGCGCAGACCACCCUGCUCGAGGGUGUAGCCGCGGUGUGGCCGACGCUGUCGAGUCUCGAGGCGCGGACGAUGUGGAGCGAGGUGCUUCUGCCGGCCUUUCCGCCAGCGGCGCGGCUGCAGAGCUUUGUUUUGCAGGACCUGCAUGAGUCGGUCUCCAUCACGGUGGUGGACAACGCCACCACGAACUCAGCAGCGACGGCAGCGGCGAGCACGCUGAUCCCACUCAAGUCCGUGAUGCCUCCUGGGUCGCACCCGGGGUAUCUCAGCGCCGUCAUGGAGACGAUGCGCGGCUUGAUGCUGCGUCACAUGGGCGCGGAUGCUGUCGAUGCGACCGCUCCGAGGCGCAGAGGGCCCGACGGACUGCCGCCGGAUCCUGCAUCAGCCAACAUGUCCGCUGCGGCGACGGAGACACCAGCGAAGACAACCGACAAGGAUCGCGUGCGACUGGCAUUUAUGGCCCCCAGCACCGUGCAAGCCAGCGGCACACUGUUGCUGCUGCACCUUGCCUCUGCGGCGGUUCUAGAAGUGCCGCAGCGAUCGGGAAGCGUGCCCUUCAACCCUCCGGCGUUCUUCCUACGAGAAUGUGUCAACGUGUUGCAGUACACACUGUGGGGGCCGGUGCUGGCGCGCACCCGGACGCCGCCACCUUCCCUGCCCUUUCCCUGCCCCGAGGCGAGCAACGUCUCGCCACCUUCCGCGGCGGUUGUACAGUGCCGCCGGGAUGGUGUCGCCGCGCUCUGUCGCGUGUUUGAACUGCUGCUCACCACCACCUCCACGGUGGUGCGGCACGCGCAUGCGACUCCACCGAGCGGGGGGGCGGCAGCGACAACCGGGACCACCGCGGCUCCAACGACAACGAUAACGCCACCGCAUGUCACAGCGGCGUUGCAGGCGCUCGACUUGCUCGUGGACACCCUCGGUGAGGUGGUUCACUUUGUGGUGGAGCAGUAUGAGGAUGUGGUGUGCGCAACGGCAGCCAUCACAACUUUGACGAUCGCGUCGACUGCAGAGGGCGCGGCGCUGGCUCGGGUAGCACGGCGGAGUUUGUCCCUGUUGCAGCGCUGGGCAGGCGCCAUCGGUGGCACGCCGUCAGCGCGCUUAGCGCCUCCGUCGUGUGCCGCGACGCCACACCACCACCAACACACUCGCACCGGCAGCGAUGGCACUCGCAUCAUGUCUCCCACUGCGCAGGGCACCGUCGCCCGCCACGAUGUGUGUGCACAGUCCCAGCCUGCCGACCACGCCACCGCACCAACAGCAACCUCGCGCAGCAAGCUGCAGGAUGUGGCACGAGCCUCCAUGGAGUCCCGCAACAAAGCGCUCAUCGCACAGUUUGUGGGCAACCCCGACGACGCCAGUGCCGGCGCGCUACUCAUCGACACGCUUCGAGACAUGCUGCACAUGGCGCAGAACAACACACAAGGAGACCCGCGCGCCGGCGGCGAUGCGGCGACACAAAACCUGAGCUCCAUGAUGCCGAAUCUGCUGCGACUCGUUGCAUGCAGCAGUCAUGAACCGCACCGAUCCGCUGCGGCAAUCUCGCGAGAGCAGGAGAUGCGCGAGAUUCUGACGAAUCUGCUGAGGGUGGCUGUGGACGAACAGCACAGGCAGCUCUCCUGCCAAACCGGAUCACGCGGCCAGAGUGGUCGUCGUGCCGACGACCACCUGCUCAACUCGGAUGCGGAGGAUCAAGAUGAGGGCACGUCCAUCAUUUGA